AUGAUGAACGCUGCUAUCGCGUUUGCGCUUGGUGCCAGCUCGGUGGCUGUAACUAUCGCCCAGCCACAUUUGAUGAUUGGGUCCACAUACACGGGCGUAAAGGGGCUAAACGACUUGGCUAAGUCUCUCGCAAACAGAUACAUGGGCACGACCACGGACACUAUCCAACUGAGCGACAAGUACUACGCUGAAGAGCUUAAAAAUAGUCGGGAUUUCGGAAUGAUUACUCCACUAAAUUCUAUGCAGUGGGAUGCAACGGAGGCAGUACAGGGCGUCUUUACGUUCGAGGAUGCCGAUGCAAUUGUCGCUUUUGCCAGUAAAUCGGGGGCCCAAGUCCGCUGCCAGACUUUGGUCUCGCACAAGCAAGUACCGAAAUGGGUACAAAGUCUGGAGAAAGCAGAGCUCCUUAAAGCAAUGUCUAAUCAUAUCACCAAGGUCAUGACGCACUUUGGAGACGUGUGCUCCGCUUGGGAUGUCGUCAGCGACGUAAUCGAAGAUGAUGGAUCGUACUGCCAGUCCUUCUGGUUUAAGAAGACGGGCAAGGACUACAUCUCUACCGCGUUCGAGACCGCCCAUGCCGUGAAAGUAAAGCUUAAUCUCAAGACUCGACUAUACUACAGUGACUACAAAAUAAGUGUUGUCAACAAAAAGUCAGAUGCAGUACUGGAGAUGGUAAAAUCUUUUAUAAGAUUUGGGGUGGAAGGCGUCGGGUUCAAGUUGCACUACAAAGACAGCGAUUCGGUGGCGGGCGCCGACAUUUUUAACAAUUUUCGUCGUUUUGCUAGAGUGAAUAUGGACAUCGCGAUCACAGAGCUUGAUGUAGUGACAAGCAAGGCCAACCCCACUGUGAUUGAACAGCAGAAUCAGGUUGUAAUCUACACCAACGUGAUUGCAGCUUGCAAAAAGACUAAGCGAUGCGCCGGCGUGACCAUGUCGGACUUCGUGGAUACGUACUCUACGACCAAGUUGUCCGCCCCGCUGCUAUUUUACCAGCCUGAUGGAGCUAACACACGGCUCGUGCGCAAGGCAGCGUAUGACGCCAUCACAUCUGGCUGGAUUAUGGCGUAA
Peronospora farinosa is the source of this 1068-nucleotide messenger RNA. The record is from the annotation of a GenBank genome assembly. NCBI's taxonomy places the organism in Eukaryota, Oomycota, Peronosporomycetes, Peronosporales, Peronosporaceae.